This is a messenger RNA of Tripterygium wilfordii, 2349 nucleotides long. RefSeq lists its product as uncharacterized. The transcript is spliced from 5 exons. Gene Ontology annotation, molecular function: zinc ion binding. Lineage: Eukaryota; Viridiplantae; Streptophyta; Magnoliopsida; Celastrales; Celastraceae. The coding region runs from base 1 to 2349 and encodes 782 amino acids. The record is from RefSeq and is a predicted model, not a curated record.
AUGGAGGGAGUUUGGGACAUGCAAGCAACACAAUAUUUGUUAUCGUCCUCAUGUUGCAAAGAAAGUGACCCUAGAUCACAGAACUGCCUUCUUGGUUCUCGAUCUGAAUUUUUUGGUCGAGCUGCUCCUCUCUCCGUUUUUGGUCGAGCAGCUCCUCUCUUCAUCGCCUUCUUCUUCGUUGCUCGAUCUGGAUUCAUGAUGGAUGUUGUUUUUCUGAUGGUUAAGUAUGGUGAUCAAGUGUUGCCGAUCAAAGUUUCAGAUGAUUUUAAUUAUAAUGUAUUGUUGCGUAGUAUUGUUGAUAAAUGGAGUUGUUUGGAUUCUAACAACUUCCAUUUGCUUUAUUCAAUACCUGCGUAUACUGGGUGCUCUUUGAGGAAUGAUGAAGAAUUUCGCACAAUGAUAUCGUUGAUUUCUGUUUUACGUUUGCAGCUUGUGGAAGUUGUUGUCACAGUUGACAUUGGUGGUUUGACUGGGAGUGUUGCUAGUGUGUCAAAUGUAAAUGUCCAUGUGAAUAAUUUUGGUGAUGCUGAAACUAUUGAUGAGAGUGAGGAGGUUUUUAGUAGUAGAAUUUGUUCUUCUUCUAAUUCUCGUCCUUUGCUUUCGUCUUCUUGGGCUAGUUUUAUCACUCAUGUUGGGCAGGGGUUUGAUGGAGGUGUAGCUGAUUUUAGGAUUUCUUUAAGUAAAUAUUCGAUUGAAAGAGGGUUUAAGUUUGUUUAUUUAAGGAACAAUGAGGAGAGGGUGGAUGCCCAUUGUGCAAACAAGUAUUCUGAAGGAUGCAAUUGGUUCGUUCGUGGUUCUUUGUCUAAAGUAAAUGGUGUUUUCUACAUUAGGAAGUUGUGUAAUGUGCAUACUUGUACUGUAUUGUUGAGGAGGGACACGAGCUUAAGGAUGAGUUCGAAACUAAUAUCUGGUUUGAUUGUUGAUAUUGUGAGGAGUAAACCUUCUUUGACCCCGAAUGAUGUUGUUUCUCAUUGUCUUUCAAGCUAUGGUUGUAUUGUUUCCUAUGACAAGGCCUGGGGUGCUUUGGAGAAAGCAAAAGCUUUUAUUUUUGGUGACUCUUCUGAAUCCUACAAGCAGUUAGGAUGGUAUGUUAAUGCAACUAGGUCUACUAAUCCCGGGAGUCAUAUUGUUUUAGAACUUGAUGAAGCUUCAAAAAAAUUUCAGCGUUUGUUUGUUGGUCUUUCUGCUUGCAUACAUGGUUUUUCUCACUGUCGUCCCAUGUUGUUUCUUGAUGGGACUUUUUUGAAAGGUCGUUUUAAAGGGAUAUUGUUGUCUGCGACUGGAAAGAAUGGUAACCAAGGGUUGUUUCCAUUGGCUUUUGCGGUUGUAGAUGCGGAAAAUCUUGUUAAUUGGUUGUGGUUCUUGGAGCAGUUACGUAUUGUGGUUGGUGAUUCCAGGACUAUUACUUUUGUUUCUGAUCGUAACCUUGGUCUUAUGGAAGCGUUGCCAAAAGCAUUUCCUAGUGCCAAUCACUUUUUUUGUUUACAACAUUUGAAACAGAAUUUGAGAGAUAAAUUUAGUCGUGGGGCAUUUAGUAACAAACAAAGGGAACGAAUGGUAUGGUUGUUUCGGGAGUGUGCACAUGCUCCUAGUGUUUCAAUACUUAACGAUAAUUUGAUGAAACUGAAAAAUGAGGGUGGGGUGAUUGUUGACAACUUUUUGGCGGAUUUGCCUUUAAAGUGUUGGACGAAUGCCUAUAGCGUUGGAUGUCGGUAUGGUGAGAUGUAUUCCAAUGCCGCUGAAUCGUUUAAUGCUUGGAUACUUGAUUGUAGAGAUUUGCCUAUUACUCAGAUGGUUGAUAAGAUCAGAGUUAAACUUAUGGACUGGUUUUAUGAAAGGAAUACUGAAUCUGGUUCGUGGAGCGGGGUUUUGUGCCCUAAGAUGGUAGAAAAGCUGCAGAAGUAUGUCGAUGAAUGUCGGCCUUGGAUUAUUCAUAGAGCAUCUGAUAGCAAAUUUGAAGUUGUUUCAGAUCCUCCCCAUGGUGUAGAUAUUUCUUCAUGUAAAUGCUCAUGUGGUAUGUGGAGUCUUAAUGGUUACCCAUGUGUGCAUGCGGUCAAGGCAAUAAGUAGGUGUGGCAGGCCUAUUGAAGAAUUUGUUCCCUACUAUUUCCAUGUUUCAGCUUUCCGAAAGUCAUAUGAAGAGCCGAUUCAUCCCAUUCCUGCUUCGUUGAGUGUUGAUUUUAAGGAUGAAAACUUUGAGAUUUUACCUCCUGUUACAAAGAGGCAACCUGGAAGGCCUAGAAAGAGGCGCAUUAGAUCAAGGGGUGAGGAGGUACGAAGGAUUCGUUGUGGUAGGUGCGGAAAGUUAGGCACCCACAAUAGGAAAUCUUGCAAGGAGCCUUUAGCUUAG